Molecule: messenger RNA, 1672 nt
Organism: Hyaena hyaena (striped hyena)
Lineage: Eukaryota; Metazoa; Chordata; Mammalia; Carnivora; Hyaenidae
Gene: STARD4
Product: StAR related lipid transfer domain containing 4
Exons: 6
Coding region: 182-808 (208 amino acids)
Biological process (GO): cholesterol import; cholesterol transport involved in cholesterol storage; intracellular cholesterol transport
Cellular component (GO): endoplasmic reticulum; cytosol
Molecular function (GO): cholesterol binding; cholesterol transfer activity
Source: RefSeq, a predicted model, not a curated record
UGGCCCGUAGCCCAUUGGCUGCUGCCGCCCCAGCCCCGGCGGACCCGGCAAGCUGAAGGAGCUCCGGAGCGUGCGUGUCGCCCCAAGCCGUGAGUCCCGUGCGCCCGGCGCGCCUAGCCGCGUACCGACGCCUCGCUUCAUCUCAGGAAAAAAAAAGAGAGAGAGAGAGAAAGAAGAAAAAAUGGAAGCCCUGCCCGAUGCAGCUGUUUUUGCAACUAGACUUAAAAACACUCUUAUCCAGUAUCAUAGCAUUGAAGAUGAUAAGUGGCGAGUUGCCAAGAAAAUGAAAGAUGUAACAAUUUGGAGAAAGCCUUCAGAAGAAUUUAAUGGAUACCUCUUCAAAGCCCAAGGCGUUAUAGAUAACGUCGUCAAUAGUGUAGUGGACCAUAUACGCCCAGGUCCCUGUCGCUUGGAUUGGGACAGCUUAAUGACUUCAAUGGAUAUCUUGGAACACUUUGAAGAGAAUUGCUGUGUGAUGCGUUAUACUACUGCUGGCCAGCUUUGGAAUAUGAUUUCCCCAAGAGAGUUUGUUGAUUUCUCCUACACUGUGGACUAUGAAGAAGGGCUUCUAUCCUGUGGGGUAAGUCUUGACUGGAGUGAAAAGAGACCAGAAUUUAUUCGUGGAUAUAACCAUCCCUGUGGUUGGUUUUGUGUUCCGCUUAAAGACAAUCCCCACCAGAGUCUUUUGACAGGCUAUAUUCAGACGGAUCUGCGUGGGAUGAUUCCACAGUCUGCAGUCAACACAGCCAUGGCAAGCACUUUGACCAACUUCUACGUUGAUUUACGAAAAGCCUUACAAAAGGCAUAGUAUGUUUAAACUUGUACUAGUGUAGUCCCCAGAAUCAACUUCUGCUCUCAGCUGCACGGCCUCUAAUACUCAUCCUUCCCUCUUCUCCGUGUAGCCUGCGGAAACAUUUGAGAUGAUUUAUUGCUUUAUUUUAUUCCCCAACUAAAGAGUUAUCCAAGAGAGGGCAUUUCAGCUUUCUUAAGUAAUUACUUGCCACAGGGUUUGGGACAGCAGUGUGUCUGGCACGGAGGGUAUGACAGAGAUCCAUGAAGAAGUAGGUAUACUUCUUUGACCUCAACUCUUAAGAAACUGAGUAGUGCCUCAGUAUGAAUAUUUUGGCUGCUUGGAAAUUAGAGAAAGCACAAGCUUCAUGCUAUUAGUUAAAAUAUAUUUUAGAGGUUUAUGAACAUUUUGUGAAGUUUUAACUUUUUUCGAAGUUUAAUAUUAGUGUUUCACUUUGGUAUGCUGUAUGAGUUUGCCAAUAUCUUGGACUAAAGAAAAAGCUCUUUAUAUUUUAUAAAGGUGAACAUUGUCAGUUGAAUUGCACUACUUUAAGUAUUGGAAAAAUCAGAAAUAAGAAAAGAAUAGAUAAAAUAACUAUAGACACAAGUCAAACACAAUUCUGUUUUGAUAUCUAGAUAACAUAAUUUUGUGGAUGUCUUAAAAAUGUAUUUGUAUCUUUCUGUGAAUUUAUUUUGGAAAUCUUAAAAAGUGUUUAUAUAUGGAUAAGAUAGUACAAAAACUGCCAAAUGUAUUGGGAACACCACAUUGACUGGGUUGUGUGAAAGGGUCGGUAGUAUCCUAUAUUUACCAAUAGAAAAUUGUCUGUCUAGAAAGUCAGAUUCAAUGAAUGUUUCCUUCAUGUUUCAUUUUUUUUUUUUUAAA